Molecule: messenger RNA, 1907 nt
Organism: Bufo gargarizans (Asiatic toad)
Lineage: Eukaryota; Metazoa; Chordata; Amphibia; Anura; Bufonidae
Product: dysbindin domain-containing protein 2-like
Exons: 4
Coding region: 88-579 (163 amino acids)
Biological process (GO): negative regulation of protein kinase activity
Cellular component (GO): cytoplasm
Source: RefSeq, a predicted model, not a curated record
CGUGAAUGUCCCGCCCCGCUCUGUGCUGAGAACUCCUGACAACUUGUGGAACAGGAGGGAGCUCCCACACCGCAGCCCAGCUCAGACAUGACUGCCAGAUCCCAGGGACAUCCUGUCUUCCAGAGCCAGAGCUCCAGCACGCAGCAUCUGAGAGACCGUCAGCGCUUCUUCGAGGAUGUCCUGUCGCAUGAUGUAGACACGUACUACCCCCAAAUACACCUGCUGAGCGACCGAUGGAGGCCUCCACUGGACAGUGUAUCAUCAAUGGAAGUGAACAUCGACUCAGUGGAGCUGUCUGAACCCCUGGACAUCAGUGAGCUGGAACCCAGCGAUACUUUCCAACAGCCAGAAGACCCCAUGAGUCCUCUGGUUACUCCUGGCGACUUCCGAGGAAUUGACUAUUUUACCCUUCACUUCCCGUUUUCUCCUGGUUCUGGCCAGCAGACACCAGCACAUGACAGUAGUGACGCCGGUGACAGACAAGAGGAAGCUGCAGAUGAGCAAUCCAAAGAACACAUCCUCAAUCUGGAUUCUGAAAACAGCGACCACAAGAAGACGCCCUUGUCUGAAGCACAAUAACCUGCUGCCUCCUCUGAAAAGACUAUGGUACUCGCCAGUGCCCACUACGGCUUUUCUCCUGGGUUAGAAAUGUAUGAUAGUAGAUUGUAAAUGAGCCAAUGGCCAAGAGUUUCUAGUGAAUGGAUACUGACGGUUGUAUGGCAGCUGCUGUAUAAGAUGGGCAUUCAGUAGCAGUAAGCUCUGCACAAUGCUGUAUUUUUAGGAAAAUAGUUUUUUAAUGCAUUCCAAUGUUUUCUGUCGCAGCACGGUUCUGUGCGGUUAGGUUUGAUGAGGACUAAGGUCAGGCUGCCCUUUCAGGAGCCCCAUCUAUUAAUAAUCUUGUUCUAGGAAGAGAAUGUUGAUUGGGACAAAAGUGCAACAUCCUUCUAUUUCCGUCCGCGCCAUGUGAAGUCAGAUGAAACGGUAACUUGAUCAUAAUCCUCAAGUGAUUAUAUCAGAAAUUAAGAUUUACCUAUGGCGCCCUCUAGUGAAAGUACUGGUGUUGACAGGUGGCAGUCCUGCGUACUUCUUUCUGUUCGAUGCACAAAUAAAGUUGCAGUGAAAUCUCAUGAAUAUCCCAUCUGAUAAUCCAGAAUGUCUGAUCAUUUGGCACUGAUUUUAAGUGCAAAAAAUGCAAUAUAAUUUGGGAUUUCACAAGAAAAAAAUCCAGGAGCAGAGAAAUCCAAUAAGUAAUAUAUAUUUUUUUAUUAAUUCGUCAGAUUUAAAAAGGCUUGAUUAUAAUAAGAGAUGAUUAAAAGCUCAAUGAAAACUCAGGCAGCCCCUGUGCUAAAAUAACAAAGGAAGCCAUACUUACCCCAUUUUUUCCCUGCUUCUUCCAGCGCUGAGCUCCAGUACUCCCCGCUGCUGGCGUCAUCUUCCUGGCUGCAGCAGUGACUUUUCCUGCACACAGAUCACCGUGCAGCCAAUCAUCGGCCUCAGCAGUACAUGGGACAUCACUGCUGCAGUAAGGAAAACAGGAGCUCAGCACUGAAAGUAGGGGAGAAAAGGGCUAAGUAUGGCUUCUUAUGCACAUGUACAGGGCCUGCACGAGUUUUUUUUAACUCAGAUAACCCAUUUUAAGGCAAGAUAUUUGGGAUGGAUAUUUCAGAACUUUCUGCAACAAAUCUGUUGAGUGUGAACAUGUCCCAUUACUCUUUAGGCUACCUGCGCAUGUUGCAAUAUUGGCGUGGACAUUUUUGGCAGAAACGCCACAAGAAUCUGCAAGGAGACCUGCAGUGGCAGAUCCGCACCAAAUUAUGUGGAUUUGCCUGCAGAUUUCACCCGUGUACAUUCGUGCAGAUUCCGCAGACGGAUCCAGACCCAUUCAAUUUAAAUAGGUCCGUGAUCCG